Molecule: messenger RNA, 1980 nt
Organism: Lynx canadensis (Canada lynx)
Lineage: Eukaryota; Metazoa; Chordata; Mammalia; Carnivora; Felidae
Product: glutamate decarboxylase 1-like
Biological process (GO): carboxylic acid metabolic process
Cellular component (GO): cytoplasm
Molecular function (GO): carboxy-lyase activity; pyridoxal phosphate binding
Source: RefSeq, a predicted model, not a curated record
AUGGACUUUGGCCAGGAGGACCCUCAGUGCCGUGGCAUCACAGAGAGCCCAUUGGUUAUGAAACAGUUGCUCUUACUAUAUAGGUCACUCACUGUCCUUCUGGAUCAAGAACAAUAUGGCACCUUUAACACCUUACAGGGGACUUUUUCAUGGCAGGGCUGGCAAAUGGACUUGUCAUUGACUCUCACUUGUGGUUUCUUAGCCGUAACAGCCACAGUCAAAACAACCAAAGUAUUUCCCCUGCCAGCUGUGGUCUUGUGCCUGCAUAUCGUCACUGCCAGUACUUUGAAGUUCCUCACCGUCUCAGGGAGGGCAGACACGAGCACAGCUUCUUGUAGGGUCUUGAUCACGAGCAGCGAGCUGCCUUCUGAGCCGCUCCCCACAAGGCUAGGCCCUUCUGAGGUAGCCGCGGCAGCUUCUCAGAAAGGCCUGGAACAUAUUGCCCAGUUUUUACUGACCUGGCUUUUCAUCUCUUUUUUUGCUCUAGAUUUGUUGCCAUCCAAGGAUGGUAAAGAUUUAACUAAAUGUUUCCUGCUGCAAGUGGUAAAUAUUCUUCUGCAUUACAUCAAAAAAAUGUUUGAUGUUAAGAGUAAAAUACUAGACUUUCAUCAUCCUCACCAACUUCUUGAAGGUUUGGAUGGGCUUAACCGGCUGUCUGACCACCCUGAAUCUUUGGAGCAGUUACUUGUUGACUGCUCGGAUACCUUAAAAUAUGGUGUUAAUACAGGACAUCCUCGCUUUUUCAACCAGCUGUCCAGUGGGCUAGAUGUGGUCGGACUUGCCAGGGCAUGGUUGACAGCCACUGCCAAUACCAACACGUUUACAUAUGAAAUAGCUCCGGUAUUUACUAUCAUGGAGACGAUUUUUCUUAAGAAAAUGUAUGGAAUUAUCGGCUGGGGAGAAACAGAAGCAGAUGGAAUAUUUGCACCUGGAGGAAGGAUCUCUAACCUCUAUGGUAUAUUAGUAGCUCGUUAUAAGCAAUAUCCAGAGAUAAAAAGACAAGGCAUGACCGCACUUCCGUGUUGUGUGUUAUUUGUUUCUGAACAAGGUCAUUAUUCAGUAAAAAAAGCUGAAGCUAUUCUUGGUAUUGGAACUGGCAAUGUAAUUGAAGUAAAAUGUGAUGAAAGAUAUGUUUCUAACACGGGAAAGAUGAUUCCAGCUGAGUUAGAGAAAAAUAUAUUACAAGCUAAGAAAAAGGGCCACAUUCCCUUUUGUGUCACCGCCUCCGCUGGCAGCACAGUGUUCGGGGCCUUUGACCCUCUCCACGACAUCGCGGAUAUUUGUGAGGCACACGGACUCUGGAUGCACGUGGGUGCAGCUUGGGGGGGUGGAUUGCUGUUGUCCAGAAACCACUCCCAUAAACUCAGUGGCAUUGAAAGGGCCGACUCUGCGACCUGGAAUCCACAUAAACUCAUGGGCGUCCCCCUUCAGUGCUCUGCUAUCCUGAUCCGGGAAAAAGGUCUUCUGGAAGCAUGCAACGAGAUGCACGCUGCUUAUCUUUUCCAGCCAGAUAAACUCUACAAUGUUGACUUUGACACUGGGGAUAAAACUAUUCAGUGUGGCCGACAUGUUGAUGUCUUUAAGCUAUGGUUGAUGUGGAAAGCAAAGGGAACCUGUGGCUUUGAGGCACAGAUCAGCCGACACACGGAACUUGCAAAAUACUUCUGUAAGGUUUUAAAGAAAAAAGAUAACUUUAAGUUCGUGUUUGAUGCAGAGCCUGAGUUCACCAAUGUCUGCUUCUGGUAUUUCCCACCAAGACUUAAACACAUCCCAGAAGGUUUUGAAAGAGAUCAAGAACUCCAAAAGGUAAAUGCGCGCGUGUGUGUACGGUUGAUAGAGAAAGGCACAGCCAUGAUAAGCUACCAGCCAUGCGGAGACAAAGUAAAUUUUUAUCGAAUGGUCUUUUCCAACCCUGCCACCAGACGAGCAGAUGUUGACUAUCUUAUUGAUGCCAUUGAAAGGCUUGGAAAGGAUUUAUGA